GUCCAGAAAUCGGAUUAGCUGCUCAAAGUGAGGCUGAUGGCGGCAACAACGCCUUCUUCACUCUCCGUCGCCAUGAUUCCCACAGCGAGCGCCGCCUCUCCGUCGAAUUCUCUGUCUUGUUCCCUUCUGUUCCGCUCAGAAACCCUUAACAAAACCCAGCAGAAGCUCCCGCCGUCGCACCUCGCACUCCUCAAAUCCCGCUCCUUCAUACUUCCCUCACGGCAAUCCCAACAAACAUGUCUCAGCGUUCAUCUCCUCCCAAAGAAGAAACUGAGCCCUUUUCCUCUCCGCGCUGUGAGGAAGGGAAAGAGCGGCGGUGGUAAUUUAGCGGUUGCGGAAAGCGAUGACUUCGCGGAAGAAGAUGAAGACGAAUUUGAUUUUCUGGAUGACGACGGCGAUUAUGCCGACGAUGCCGACGACGACGUCGAGGACGGGGAGAUGUUGCUUCCGCUUGAGAAGAUGCAGAAAUGGCUCGAGAGGAAGCCCCGUGGGUUUGGUGAAGGGAAAGUCUACGACACAUCUGUUGAAGAUAAGCUGAUGGAAGAAAUUGUUCAGAGCCAAAUGGCUCAAGCUGCCAAUGUCAAUAACCUGAAGAAUAACCCUAUCAAGCCCAGUCCCAAGGUAGAGGACUCGAAGAAGAAAGCUGCUGAAGCUUUACCAAGUGGAGUUCGGGUUCUUUUGACCAACCUCCCAAAGAAGAAGAACGUUCAAAGAGAUUUGAGGUCAGCUUUCAAGGAAUUCCGCGGAAUCGUUGAAAUCGUUCCUGCUGUUUCUGGUAACAAGAAGACCAAGGACCCUGUUUGCAAAGGGUUUGCAUAUGUUGAUUUUAAGUCCGAGGUGGAUGCAACCAGGUUUGUGGAACAGUUUUCUGGAGAGAGCAUAGCGUUUGGUAAGAUUCAGAAACAGAUAAAAUGCAGGAUUCAAAACCCUGGCUCAAGCACAGCAUCUGGUGAUGAAUUGACCGACAUGGAUGUGGAUGGUGCGGCCUACGAAGAUGAAAAGUUUGAUGAAGAAGAAGAUGAUGAUCAUAACAAUGAGAUCUCGGAAACACGAAAGGCAAGUGCAAUAGAGAGCAUGAAAUCUCUCAGCGUAUCAGAGUUGAAUGUUACUGAAAGCAAGAAAACUGAAAGUCGGUCAUCAUCUUCGCCAAAGAAGAAGGGAACUAAGAAGAGUAGCGCAAGUUUUAAAAAGAAAGUGCAGAAGGUUCCCAAGUUAGAGAUUCCAGGAUCGGCCAAAAGGCUAAAGGUCAGGGACAAGGCUGUGCUGACUGGUGUCUUCGCCAAAUACGGGUUACAAGCUGCUGUUGCUACAAAGGAAGAAAGCUAACUGUUACACUGAGUUUUUUGGCUCCUGAACUUUAGGGAACAAACCUCAUUGAAGUAAAACCACAGUGGUCUUUGUGCUAGAUAGAUCUUUUAAAUUUGUCUCGAGUGCAGUUUGUCAUAGUUGGGAUUUUUGUUCCGUUUUGAAGACGUGGUGAGUAGUGAGUACCACCAUUAUGACUAGUUUCAACACCAAUUACAUCUUGAGAAAUCCAGUCGGCUGUCGUCUUGGCAUUAGGGGAGUUGAUGCGGCGAGCAACUAAGGGCAAAGAGUGGCCUAGACUAAUGCUUUACUGUCUGGUUCUAUGUGGGGAUGUUUGUAACACAGGGUUCACUCCAAUUUGGAUAGUAUGUGUUCUCGAGUUUCUCUCCUAAUCCGUUUGUCCCUCCCUCCCCGCC
Linum tenue is the source of this 1721-nucleotide messenger RNA. Lineage: Eukaryota; Viridiplantae; Streptophyta; Magnoliopsida; Malpighiales; Linaceae. The record is from the annotation of a GenBank genome assembly.